Messenger RNA from Pygocentrus nattereri (red-bellied piranha), 4272 nucleotides. Its product is annotated as voltage-gated potassium channel subunit beta-2. Bases 1106 to 2401 code for a protein of 431 amino acids. The transcript is spliced from 14 exons. Lineage: Eukaryota; Metazoa; Chordata; Actinopteri; Characiformes; Serrasalmidae. Gene Ontology annotation, biological process: transmembrane transport; regulation of potassium ion transmembrane transport; potassium ion transport. Gene Ontology annotation, cellular component: membrane; cytoplasm; voltage-gated potassium channel complex. The record is from RefSeq and is a predicted model, not a curated record. Gene Ontology annotation, molecular function: transmembrane transporter binding; voltage-gated potassium channel activity; potassium channel regulator activity.
UCAGUCGGCAGCGGUUUCCCAUCAGCAGCCCCUGAUCUGAUUUGAUGAGUGAUUGAUUAGAUUGACCAGGUAUUGACCGGUAACUGUGUCCGAGACCUCGCGAGAGCUCGCUCUUAACGGGUUUCUUUACCUGUCUGGAUUCUGACGAUGUUUUCUGACCGCAUUCCGGCCGAAGACUUCUACACAGUGCUUUAUGUGCGCGCGCGAGUCUCUGUCAUCCGUCAUUUAUCGGCCGCCCCGCUCCACCUCGCGAUUGAUGACGUCACCGCGCUGUAUCUGCGGGAGUCUCGCGCUGUAGCGGCGCUGAUGGGACACGCGCCGGAGAGCCGCAGCGGCAGCAGUAGCAGCAGCAGCGCGCGACUACAAAGACGACAGCAGCAGCUCGAGCGAUUCGAGCGCUAACGCCGCGCGCUCGGGAUUUCAGUGCGUGUGCGCGUGCGUGUGUGUGUGUGUGUUUGAAUGACGCGUUCGGUUCGUGAACGUUUUGGCUCGCACGAGACGGCGGAGAGGAGGACGCGGUGCUAGUGUGUGCCCGCGCGCGCGUGUGUGUGUGUGUAUGUGUGCAUGUGUGUGUGCGCGCGCGCGUGUGUGCGUGCGCGUGUGUUUGUUGCGGUGUGUCUGCACGCGCCCCGCACGCGGGCUCUUCUAUCUGCAGUCUGCGCGCGCUGACGGACCCAAGCGGACGGACAGCUGCCGCUCGCGCUCUGCGCGCGCUUUAGACUGAGCAACGUGGGGGGGUGGGGGGAUGAAUUAAAACAAUAGGAUGAAGCGCCGGGACUCACGCGGAGGGAACAUGACACACACACCGGGGGACACGGAGCUGCAGCUGCAGAGCGGCGCGCGAGCCUGCUGCUGAAGGCACCGGAAACAGCGCGCGCUCCCGUGUGGUUUUGGGGGUCUUUUUUUUCUUAAUUGAGCUCGCGGAACCUUCCCAAGCAACCGCGAGCAGGUGAAGAACCUGAAGAGGAGAGGCAGAGUGGACGCACACGGGCGCGCGCUGUGUGUGUGAGACGCAGCCGGAGCGUUCCUCCCCCUGUGUGUGUGUGUGUGUGUGUGUGUGUGUGAGUGCGUGUGUGUGUGUGAGUGUGUGUGAGCGGUGGUCAGGAUGCAGGUGUCCUUUGCCUGCACGGAACACAACCUGAAGAGCCGCAGUGAGGACCGGCUCUGCGGCCUCAGGACCGCCCCGCCACCAGGGGGCAGCGGAGGUGGCGGCGGAGGGGCUGGCGGGGGUGGAGGUGGGUCAGGAAGCGGGGGCGGAGGGGUAGUCAUUGAACGGGGCAGCGUGCAGUCGGGAAAUGGAAACUACCCCCCCCAAAGCACGGUCAAACCCCGGGAGAGCGCGGGGUCACGACCUGCGGGCCAGAGCCACGCCCACAUGAAGGAAGCUAUCGGCCGCCAUAGCAACAUGAAGUACAGAAACCUGGGGAAAUCAGGCCUGCGUGUGUCGUGUUUGGGCCUCGGGACAUGGGUGACCUUUGGCUCACAGAUUUCCGAUGAGAUGGCGGAGAACCUGAUGACUGUAGCAUAUGAGAACGGUGUGAACCUGUUCGACACUGCGGAGGUCUAUGCCUCGGGCAGGGCUGAAAUCACUCUGGGUAAUAUUAUUAAGAAGAAAGGCUGGAGGAGAUCCAGUUUUGUAGUAACGACAAAGAUUUACUGGGGAGGACAGGCGGAGACAGAGAGAGGGCUGUCCAGAAAACACAUAAUCGAAGGUCUUCGAGGUUCUCUCUCCAGGCUCCAGUUGGAUUACGUGGACAUCGUCUUUGCCAAUCGAAACGACGUCAACAGUCCAAUGGAAGAGGUGGUCCGUGCAAUGACGUUCGUGAUAAACCAAGGCAUGGCCAUGUACUGGGGGACGUCUCGCUGGAGCGCUAUGGAGAUCAUGGAGGCGUACUCAGUGGCACGGCAGUUUAACCUGAUUCCCCCAGUGUGUGAGCAGGCUGAGUACCAUUACUUCCAGAGGGAUAAAGUGGAGGUGCAGCUGCCAGAACUUUACCACAAAAUCGGUGUUGGAGCGAUGACCUGGUCUCCGUUGGCAUGUGGGCUGAUCACAGGAAAAUACAGCGAUGGCGUUCCUGAAUGUUCUAGAGCUGCAAUGAAAGGUUAUCAGUGGUUGAAGGAGCGAGUGUACAGUGAAGAGGGCCGCAGACAGCUGGCCAAAAUCAAAGAGCUCCACCUGCUGGCUGACCGGCUGGGCUGCACCGCUGCACAACUUGCCAUUGCGUGGUGUUUGCGCAGUGAAGGUGUUAGUUCUGUUUUGUUGGGCGUCUCAAACACAGAUCAGCUUCUGGAGAACUUGGGCGCGCUACGGGUGCUCUCUCAGAUGACCCCUCAGACGGUCAGUGAGAUGGACGCUCUGCUGGGAAAUAAGCCGCACUCCAAGAAAGAGUCGCGUGCGUGAAGAGAGGAAGAGAAUGAGGAAAAACACAAGUGAGAAAACGAGUGUGGGCUGGAAGAAAAGAUGCAGAAAAGAAGGAUGGAUGAGAAAAGGAGUGCUUUCGCUUCCUUCCCUGUGUACUCCAUCUCCCUGCAUGGCUCCUGCAAAAAUAUCGGGCUUCCAGAAACAGAUCCAGCGCCAGACCCAUUCCAACCCAGACCAGAACCAAACCCAUUUAACCCCCACUGAACUGGACCCUUUUAACCCAAUCCAGAACCAAAACCUUAUCCUGGACCAGAACCAAAUCCAUUCCAAGCCUAACUAGAACCAAACCCAUUUCUCCUGGAUUUCAUCCAGACCAGUAUUGCACCGUAGCAAGACUGGACCUAUUUAACCCCUGCCAGAACUGGAACUAUUUAAACUGACCCAUUUAGCCCAGAUGAGAACCGAACCACAUCUGGACCUAUUUAACCCGGACAAUGACUGGACCCAGACCAAGGUUAGACCUAUUUAUUCUAGACCAGAACUGGAACUAUUUAACCUGGACCAGAAAUGCUCUAUUUUACCCACACUAUGAAUAAACUUGUUUAACCCCGACUGAACCAGAACUAGACCCAUUCAACCCUGACAAAAACCAAAACAAUACUGGAUCCAUUUAACCCAGACCACAGCUGGGCCCAUUUAAUCCAAACCUGAUUACCCCAUGUCAGAACGAAAAGGGUACUAGACUCUGCCAGAUUAGAACUGGAGUUAUUUAACCCAGACCAAAAAAAUUUAACUCAAACCAGAACUAGACCCAUUCAAUCCAGGCCAGUACUGGACUCGUUCUGUUCAAAGCAGAACCAAAUCUGUUUACCCUCAUAUCUAAAACGAAGUACUGGUACUGAAUGUUUUUGACUUAGGCCAGAGCUAGUCCCAUUCAUCCGUGACAAGUACCAAAACAAUGCCAGAUCCAUUUAACCCAGAACUGUUUACACCAUGUCAGAAGCAAAAUGAUACUAGACUCUGCCAAGACUCAUUUAUCCCAGAUUAGAACUGGACUUAUUUAACCCAGACCAAAACUUAACACAUUUAGCUUGGACCAGAACUAGACCUAGUCAACCCAGGCUAGUACUGGACCUAUUCAGUUCAAACCAGAAUCAAAUCUAUUUACCCUCACGUCAGAACCGAAUCAGUACUGAACCCUGAGGAGUACUGGAAACAUUUAUCCCGGACUAGAACUGAAUCCAUACUGGAUCCAUUUAUCCCAGACCACAACUGGACCUAUUUAAUCCAAACCAAACCAAACUGUUUCAGUUCUGACGUGGGGUAAACAGGCUUGGCUGUUUACCCCACGUCAGAACUGAAACAGUAAUAGACUCUCCAAGACGCAUUUUCCUCCGAUUUGAACUGGACUCAUUUAACCCGGACCAAAACUUGACUUAUUUAGCUUGGACCAGAACUAGACCCAUUCAACCCAGGCUAGUCCUGGACCCUUUCAGUUCAAAUAAGAACUGAAUUUAUUUACCCACACCUAAGACUUGAAUCGGGACUGGACCAGGACGAGGACUGCACCCAUUUAUCCUGGACUAGAUAACCCAGACCAGAACCCGUUCUGCAUCACUAGCCCUGCUUUUUUAUGAAUAUAUAACCAUUAACUAAAAAUAUCAGAUUUUACUCUAAAUGCAGCAAGAACACAGAGACAGUGAGAACUAAGGCUGUUCUAUUAUAUAUCACUCAUCCGGAGAAAAAGAGACGGAGAAAAUAAGUAAAUCAGAGCAUCAGGUUUCUGUCUUCCAGGAGAAACAUUUACCGGAGGAAGAUGGAGGGAGAUGAAGAGAAAAAAAAACCUCUCCCAGAAUGCAGCAGGCUUUAGGCACAUGUAUGAAUGUGUUCGGACUGCUGGGCCACUGCUG